AUGGCCCGUACCAAGCAGACCGCUCGCAAGUCCACCGGUGGCAAGGCGCCCCGUAAGCAACUCGCCGCUAAGUCGGCCGCCCGCAAGACCGCCGCCGCUGGCGCAACUGGUGGUGUGAAGAAGCCUCAUCGUUUCCGCCCAGGAACCGUCGCCCUCCGUGAAAUCCGGCGCUACCAAAAAUCUACCGAGCUCCUCAUCCGAAAACUCCCCUUCCAGCGCCUCGUCCGUGAAAUCGCGCAGGAUUUCAAGACUGAUCUGCGCUUCCAAUCAUCCGCCGUCAUGGCGCUUCAGGAGGCCGCCGAGGCGUACCUCGUUUCGCUCUUCGAGGACACCAACCUCGCUGCCAUCCACGCCAAGCGUGUCACUAUCCAGCCAAAAGAUCUCGCCCUCGCACGGCGGUUGCGCGGCGAGCGGUCGUAAGCGUGCUCUUGUUUGCUCGGCUGUGUAUAUUGUGUGGGACGUCAUUGGGGUGUACGCGGUAGCGUU
Heterobasidion irregulare TC 32-1 is the source of this 486-nucleotide messenger RNA. RefSeq lists its product as uncharacterized. The transcript has 4 exons. Bases 1 to 420 code for a protein of 139 amino acids. NCBI's taxonomy places the organism in Eukaryota, Fungi, Basidiomycota, Agaricomycetes, Russulales, Bondarzewiaceae. Gene Ontology annotation, molecular function: protein heterodimerization activity; structural constituent of chromatin; DNA binding. Gene Ontology annotation, cellular component: nucleosome. The record is from RefSeq and is a predicted model, not a curated record.